UAAAUAAUAAACAGUUUUUUCACAACAAAAACAAAUUAUUUGUUGAUUGCAUUUGAAUUGUCGUCUCUGAAGAAGUCAUCCAAAGUAUUAGAUUAGACAAAACCACAAACAAAUUGAUUGGAUCCAAACAAUUAUGGACAACAACAACAAUGACUACAAGAAAGCCGUCAGAGAAUUGCAGUUCCGUUGCGAUGACUUGGAAGCGGUUCUCGAGUCAGAAGUCAAAGAAAAGAAAACCAAAGACAAACAGUUGACGGAACAGAUGGUUGUUAUACAAGAGUUGAGACACAUUCGUGACAAUAGUGUCGAACUUAAUGAAUACAAACAACUGAAAGAUAAUUAUGUAAAAGUUGGGGAAGAAUUGGCUAAUAUUAAAGUGAUAAACGAAUCGUUGACUAAAAGACUUCAGUCGACUAAUGAUGAUUUGGAUUCAUUGUACAAGAAGUACGAGUUGGCCAACGAUAAAGUGGAACAGAUUAAGACAGACAAUAGUCAGUUGAUGACAAAACUUGCCGAACGAGAUGAACAGUUACAAGAUAUGGAAGUUUUGAAACAAUCGACUAACGAGUUGUUGAAAGAGUUGGCAAAAGAAAAAGAAGAAAACUUGAAAUUAAAUGAUAUGAUUAAAACGAUUCGCGAAGAAUAUCUUAAGAACAAUGAGCUCAAUGUAUCGGUUGAUGAGUUCAACGCCUCAUUCAAUGCUUUUUAUGAUAAACACAUUCAAAACUCGUUUAACGGCAGUUGUGUCGGCGAAUCUAUGGAUUGUGUGGUCGAUAUCAAGUUGAAGGAUAUGGAGACAAACCUCGAAGAGAAAAAUAAAGAAUUAAAUGAAGUUAAUGUCAACAAUAAAGAGCUCAAGAGUAAGAUUGAAGUGUUGACCAAAACUACUGAACAGAUGAAUCAAAUGAUAGAUAGGAUGGAAGCGGACUUACAGAAGUUGAAAGAUAACACCAUUAACAUUGAUGUUCAUCAACAGCUAAUAGAAGAUCAUCAACAGGUCAUUGAAGAUCAUCAAAAAGAGACGUAUGAGUUAAACGAAAAGUUGACAAAUUUUAGCCAUGAAUUGGAUUCAAUGACCAAAAAGUUUGAAGUGGCCACGCAUGAGAUGGAACAGAUUAAGGAAGACAAUCAACAAUUAGUGACAAAAAUUACAGAACAAAACAUUAAACUACAAGAGUCUGAUUCAAGUAGUCAAUCGAUGGAUAAAUUGAUCAAAGAUUUGGAAAAAGAAAUGGAAGAAUAUUCGGUAUUAAAUGAAACAAAAAUUAAAGAAUUGAACACAAAUUUGGAAGAAAAGGUCAAUGAGUUGACAGUAGUUAGCAUUGAAAUGCAAGUAUUGAAUACUAAAGUAACGGAAUUGAAUACAAUUAAUGAACAAAUGAAAGAAAUAAAUGAAGUCAUAAACAAAGAAUUGAAUGAAGUUAUGGUCAAUAAUGAAGAGCUCAAGAGUAAGCUUAAUGUUUUGACAACAACAACAGAUCUGAUGAACCAAACAAUUGAUACGAUGGACGCCGAGUUGCAAAAAAUCAGAGAUAACAGCAUUGAUAUCAAUAUUUAUCAACAGGUCAUUGAAGAUCAUCAAAAAGUGACGGAUGAGUUAAAUGCAAAGUUAAACUAUUUUAGCCAUGAAUUGGAGUCAAUGACCGAAAAGGUUGAAAUGUCCACUCAUGAGACGGAACAGAUUAAGGCAGACAAUCAACAAUUGGUGAAGAAAAUAGCUGAACAAAACAUUAAACUACAAGAGUUUGAUUCAGAGAGUCAAUCGAUGAACAAAUCGAUAAAAAAUUUGGAAAAAGAAAUGCAAGAAAAAGUCAAAGAGUUGACAGCAGUUGUCACUGAAAAUCAAGAAUUGAAUACUAAAGUAAUGGAAUUGAAUGCAACUAAUGAACAAAUGAAAGACAUGAAUGAUGUGUUGAACAAAGAAUUGAAUGAAGAAAAGCAAAAGUUGGUUAACACAGACAAAGAAUGUGAACAACUAAAGGACAAUCUCCAGAAAGUAAAUGAUAACUUGAUCGGCGCUAAAGACACCAUUGCGUCUAUUAAUGAGAAGAUCUACAUAUUAACCAAUGAAAUUGAAUCGGUUAAUGAUAAAUAUAAUAUGAAAAGUAAUGAAACGGAUCAGAUUAAGACUUUUAACGAACAAUUGUUGGAUAAAUUAACUGAACAGGAAAUACAAUUUCAUAAUGAAACGGAUCAGUUAAAGAUACAGAACAACCAAUUGAUGGAUCAAAUUGCUGAACAAGAAGUUAAAUGGCGAGAGGAAACUGAAAAGCUUAUGACUGAUAACAAACAAUUGAUGGAUAAUAUCAAUGAACAACAAAUUCAAUUGCAAGAGAUUGUGUCACUAAAAAAUGAAUUAAAUCAAUUGUCGAGUAAUAACAAUCGUCUAAAUAUUGAUUUAACCAAAGAAAAUGAAAAAUCUGUAAAAUUGGAGACAACUCUGAACGAAAUGAAGACUGUUUUAGAAGAGAAGAACAGUAAGUUAGCUGUUGUUGUGUUUGAAAAUGAAAAACUAAAGUCUAAAGUAUCGGAAUCGAUGACAAUGAACGAAGAAUUGAAUAAAAAAGUUGAUAUGAUGUCCAAAGAGUUGGACGAAGAAAAACAGAAAAAGUUUGACGCAAACAAAGAGAUGGAAGAAUUGCAUUCAAUUGUCGACAAAAGAUUUUCUACUUAUAAGAAGGCAUUGAGUGAAUCACAACUCAGAGAAAAAGAGUUGCAAACAAAGUAUUUGCAAGAAGUCGACAGAAAUAAGAACGCUAUUAAUCAGUACGAGAAAGUCGUAUCUGAUUUGAAGACUCGACUCAAUACUGAAGAAAUGUCUUUCGAUUUUGAACGCAAAACGAAGGAACGAUAUGCCAAAGAAAAUGAAAAUUAUAUGAAAGAGAAUGAUAAGUAUUGUCGACAAAUAGGUUUUCUUGAAAAUGAAAACCGAAGACUUCGGGAAACUAUUGAUUCGUAUAAUAAGUCAAUGAUAGCUACGAGUGCUUCAACCAGUAAUGUCUAUUCAAUGCCUACAACAGUACAUAUUCAUACAAAUCCCAAUUCUUCAACCAAUUUAAGUAUUAAUCCGAUGGACAUAACAAAUCCAAAUAAUAGUUCCGUAUCAUUGAAUAUGAGUCGAAAACUGCCGGCAGGAACCGGUAGUCGUCUAAUUAUGGCCGACGAAGAGGGAGAGUUCAUGAAUCCCAACAAUUUGUUGGCUUUAAAACGCGGUGAAUGUUCAGUCAGUGAUUCGGUUCUCGAUGACCAGCGACUAUCAAUACUUCAAAGACGUAACACUAUGGUUGCACCACAUUUGAAGACAUCAUAUGGAGUGGAACUGCCGUUUAUGUCGGACAGAUCUAUUGGUCCCGAAGAUAUCAAAAAUGGUUUUCAUAGCAAUCAAUCAAAUAAUGCACUAAAAGAAAUACAAAAUGUCAGUUAUCGACGAAAUGAUGUGUCCAUUACUCGAUGGAAAGACAACUCUGUCCGAUCCGACAAUGUCUCAGCAAUAGAUGGCAACAAAUCUAUUGCCAAUAAAAGGAGAGUCGAUUCACUACGGAUUAGUUCAUCGAAAUUAUUGAAAACCAUAACAACUCCGACCAAAGCUAUGAAAAGAGCCAUCAAUUUGAGGAAGACUUGGACUCCAAGAUCCAAAAAUAUGGACAACAAUAUUGACUACAAGAAAGCCUUCAGAGAAUUGCAGUUCCGUUGCAAUGACUUAAGUUUGCAAUUGGAAUCGGAUCUCGAGAUAGCAGUCGAUGAAAAUGAAUGCAAAGACAAACAGUUGGCAGAACUGCGGAAUAUUAUCCAAGAGUUGAGACAUAUUCGUGACGAUAGUGUCGAUGAAUACAUACGAUUGCAUAUUAAUUAUGAAACAGUUCAGGAAGAAUUGGCUAAUAUUAAAGUGAUAAACGAAUCGUUGACUAAAAGACUUCAGUCGACUAACGAUGAUUUGGAUUCAUUGUACAAGAAGUAUGAGUUGGCCAACGAUAAAGUGGAACAGAUUAAGACAGACAACUGUCAGUUGAUGGUAAAACUUGCCAAACGAGAUGAACAGUUACAAGAUAUGGAAGUUUUGAAACAAUCGACUAACGAGUUGUUGAAAGAGUUGGCCAAAGAAAAAGAAAAAAACUCGAAAUUAAAAGAUGAAAUUAAAAGGAUUCGCGAAGAAUGUCUUAAGAAGAAUGAGCUCAAUGUAUCAGUCGAUGAAUUUAACGCUUUUUCGUUUAACGGCAGUUGUGUCGGUGAAACUAUGGAUUGUGUCGUCGAUAUUAAACUGAAAGAAAUAGAGAGAAAUCUUGAAGAGAAAAAUAAAGAAUUAAAUGAAGAAAAACAAAAGUUGGUUAAUAUAGAUAUUCAAUUGCAAGAGAUUUUGUCACUAAAAGAUGAAUUAAAUCAAUUGUCGACUAAUAAUAAUAAUCGUCUAAAUAAUGAUUUAACCAAAGAAAAUGAAAAAUCUGUAAAACUGGAGACAAAUCUGAACGAAAUGAAUACAGUUUUGGAAGAAACGGAUAGUAAGUUAGCUGUUGUUGUGUUUGAAAAUGAAAAACUAAAGUCUAAACUUUCGGAAUCGAUGACAAUGAAUGAAGAAUUGAAUAAAAAAGUUGAUUCGAUAGCCAAAGAGUUGGACGAAGAAAAACAGAAAACAUUUCAAACAAACAAAGAGAUGGAAGAAUUGCAUCGAAAGUAUCUACAAGUAGUCGACAGGAAUAAGAACUCUAUUAAUCAAUACGAGAAAGUCGUAUCUGAUUUGAAGACUCGACUUAAUACUGAAGAAAUGUCUUUUGAUUUUGAACGCAAAACGAAGGAACGAUAUCUCAAAGAAAAUGAAAAUUAUAUGAAAGAGAAUGAUAAGUAUUGUCGACAAAUAGGUUUUCUUGAAAAUGAAAACCAAAGACUUCGGGAAACUAUUGAUUCGUAUAAUAAGUCAAUGAUAGCUACGAGUGCUUCAACCAGUAAUGUCUAUUCAAUGCCUACAACAGUACAUAUUCAUACAAAUCCCAAUUCUUCAACCAAUUUAAGCAUUCAUUCGAUGGAUAUAACAAAUCCCAAUAACAGUUCCGUAUCGUUAACACAUACAGCAGUCCAAAGUCAUACAAAUCCUAAACGUCUUAAAACUGACUUAAAACACGGAGAAUGUUUGGUCAAUGAAUCGGUUCUCGAUGACCAACGAUUAGCAAUACUUCAAAAACGUAAUACUAUGGUUGCACCACAUUUGAAGUCAUCAUACGGAGUGGAACUGGCGUUUAUGUCGAACAACUCGAUCGGUGCCGAAGAUAUCAAACAUGGGUUUCGUGUAAAUCAAUCAAACAAUGCGCUAAAAGAAAUACAAAAUAUUAGUUAUCGACAAAAUAAUGUCUCAAUUAAUCAAUGGAAAGACAACUCUAACCGAUCAGACAAUGUCUCAGCAAUUGAUUUCAACAAAUCUAUUGCAAAUAAAAGGAGAUAAGACCUAUAGUACUA
Oppia nitens is the source of this 5445-nucleotide messenger RNA. Its product is annotated as putative leucine-rich repeat-containing protein DDB_G0290503. Bases 134 to 5431 code for a protein of 1765 amino acids. The transcript is spliced from 3 exons. The record is from RefSeq and is a predicted model, not a curated record. NCBI's taxonomy places the organism in Eukaryota, Metazoa, Arthropoda, Arachnida, Sarcoptiformes, Oppiidae.